Molecule: messenger RNA, 1389 nt
Organism: Penicillium subrubescens
Lineage: Eukaryota; Fungi; Ascomycota; Eurotiomycetes; Eurotiales; Aspergillaceae
Exons: 3
Coding region: 1-1389 (462 amino acids)
Source: RefSeq, a predicted model, not a curated record
AUGCAGCCAUCGGACCUAGACUUUGUGACUUACCACGAAGACCAGGAAGUCCGCGAUAUUGUGAAUCAUCCCAUCCUGCAGCAAGCAAUCAAUCUGCUCGAUAGAUAUAAAGCUCUCGUUGACGACAAAAAGAGCUUUGUUCGACACAGAAACCCUGACCCCUAUGCGCUCCAUUGGAGUAAUUUCGAAGCGAAUCUACGAGAGGAAUUCCACCGCGGACCUUGCCUAGUGGUAGACGAAAACGAAGAGAAUGGCCCCGCCCCUUCUCUGAACUGGGUGGAUAUUAUUCGAGAGGCAGAGGAAAGCGAUCUGAUCCUUCAGGAUGAUGGCGCCUACCACUACAACUAUCGAGGACGACUCGUUCGGCUGUCUGAGCAUGAAAGAGGUUACGUCAUUCGGCUUCGAAACCUUCUGAAACCGUGGCCUCAUCCAGAGGAUAUGAAGAAGGAGAAUGAGGCUAUCGGAGCAGUGGUGGAAGAGUUGGGACAAUAUGAAAAUGCACUGAUGGCUGCAAUCGAAUGCAAGAGAAACAUCGCGAGAAGGCUCAACGAGCGCCGUGACAUGAUCAGUCGCUACCUGGAGCUUUUAUCCGGGCCUUCGGAAAUUCCUCAACCUAGGGGUUCUCCUUUGGUGUCCAGGCCCUUGGUAUCCAGGGAAAUUUCUCCCGUGAACUCCAUCGUACAAGACACGAGAGGCGACAUCGAAUUUGCGGUCUCUAGCGAUGACUCUUCUAGUACUGAUCAGAGUUCAGACGAAGACAUGGAAAUGCAGGACGCCCACCACGAGAGACCCGAAGAGCCCAGUAUGGACAUCUUACCGGAGGUUCUACCAGAUACACCACAGAGGGAAGAAACCCGAGAAACCGAAGUCACCCUACUGAAUGAGCCGACACUUACCAGCAGUCCACAAUUGUCAAUGGAAGAAUUGCUGGCCAGUGCCGCUGCAUUCUACGAGAGUGACGAGGCAGACUCUAGCAGUAUCAGCAGGCCAGUUGCCCAGAGACGGAGGCGGCACCCGCGAAUAUAUUCGACAGAAGAGGAAACCAAAAACGGCUACAAGUUUGUCAAAGACCAACAAGCUUCCAAGGCUACUUGGGAUCAGAUUACUGUGGAAUAUAACAGAGCAUUUGGGGUUGAUCGCACUAAACAAGGCUUGAAAUCAAUGGUUGAUCGUUGGAAGAGGAAAGCCGGCGACAAAAAACCACCGUCUGCAUCUCGCCGGGGAAACUGGGCUUCUCGAGGAUCUCGAUCGGGCCGCUCAUGGAGGAAAACCCUAAGUAGUCCUGGCCAGGGCCAGUCUAGUGCUGCAAGUUCACCACGAGGAGCUCAAGGGCCCCGAGAGACGAUUGGGUCAUCUAAUCCAGGUCCAAGUAUCACUAGCAACGCCUAG